Ailuropoda melanoleuca (giant panda) is the source of this 1777-nucleotide messenger RNA. RefSeq names its product inactive phospholipid phosphatase 7-like. The record is from RefSeq and is a predicted model, not a curated record. Lineage: Eukaryota; Metazoa; Chordata; Mammalia; Carnivora; Ursidae. The annotation marks the transcript as partial. The transcript has a single exon.
CCUAUAAGGGCUGUGGAGACUUCGGGUUCCUCCAGUCACCCGGUGGGAGGGGACAGAGAGGCCUGACUCAAACCCUAAAUCCUUGACUGGGCCCUUUGGUCUGCCGUCUUUGGGCUCUCAGCCUCUCUUGUCCUUUUGCGCUAUACACCAGCCACACGGUCCUCCCAGGCCCCCUGCGGGGUAGGCUCUCCCCUGCCUAGGGUCUCCCACCUGUUCUUCCUUCCUGGGGAAGCCCCCCAUGGUUCCGAAGCCAAACCCAGGGCCAUGGUUCUGUGAUCGUACCCACAUCUCUACACCUGCAGUCAUUUACAUGUAGUUUGUUUAAUCCCCCCUGAACUGAGCUUCCCAGGGACAGCAAUGGACCAUUCAUUCACGGCACGUGCCAGGCCUCUCGUGCGGUGCCAGGGGUCUGAUAGCCAUGGGGCUGCCUGAGGCUGCUGGAGUGCCCCGUCCUUCGCAGAACUCCAAGUGCCGUAGGCAGCCUCCAAGGGGCAGAUCCAUUACCAGCCGAUCAAUUAGCCUUCCUUCUAAUGGAAAUCAAAUCUUACAGAUUGCCAUUUGAUUGGACUCUGAUGCAUGGAAGCCAAAUUCAAGACUGAUGAAAAAAUAAAAGUAAAACCCCAGCCUGCCAGGUUAAUGAAAUGCUGUCACAGAGGGGAGGGGCUGGGCCUGGCCCCAGCAGACCCAAGAUGAUGCUGUCAGUGACGUCUGUCACUCCAUCUGGUGCCCGGACAAGCCUUUGACCUGGCUCCGCUGUCCCUUCCAUGGGACCAGGUCCAAGUGCCCAGGCCAGGGGGGCGGGCAGGCCUGGAUCACAGGGGUCUGCACUGCUCAGAGGGAACCUGGUAAAAACAGGGGUUGCUCCAGGGCCCACAUCUGGGCCUCUGGCCCGGGGCCCAGCUGAGGCCAGAGAAGCAGGAGGACUACAUUUCCCAGAGUCCCCCAAACCGGGGGAGCGAGCCAUUGGAAGAUUUAAAUAGCCCAGGCCGGAGGCAGCCAGGCCGCAGCUGUGGACUCGUCUGCCUCCCCAGUGGCUCCAUUGGCGCUGGCCCGCAUCGGUGGGCUCAAUUGGCUGCCCAGCUGGCACUGACGUCCCCUCGGAGCCCAGUGGCAGCCGGAGGUAAACAGCCAUGUGCAAUCCUCCACUCUAUAUUUAACAGCUGCUGUGGAGAAGACAGGGAGGCAGGGAGGCAGGGAGUGGUGGUAGCUCCCGGGGCAGCUCCUGUCUUCGGGGAGAAGGCCUCGUAGCCGGGCUGGCACCGGCCCUCGACGCGUGAACAUCACCAUGCCAGCCUCCCAGAGCCGCGCCCGGGCCCGGGACCGCAACAAUGUCCUCAACCGGGCUGAGUUCCUGUCCCUGAACCAGCCCCCCAAGGGGGCCCCGGAGCCCCGCAGCUCAGGCAGGAAGGCCCCAGGCCCCUCGGCGCAGCCCCCACCCCCUGGGGAUGGGGCCCGUGAGCGGCGCCAGUCACAGCAGCUGCCCGAGGAGGACUGCAUGCAGCUGAACCCCUCCUUCAAGGGCAUCGCCUUCAACUCCCUGCUGGCCAUUGACAUCUGCAUGUCCAAGCGGCUGGGGGUGUGUGCCGGCCGCGCCGCGUCCUGGGCCAGCGCCCGCUCCAUGGUCAAGCUCAUUGGCAUCACGGGCCACGGCAUCCCCUGGAUCGGGGGUACCAUCCUCUGCCUGGUGAAGAGCAGCACGCUGGCCGGCCAGGAGGUGCUCAUGAAUCUGCUCCUGGGUGAGUGUGCCCACCGUCCACCACCCACCCUGCCAGGCCCC